Manis pentadactyla (Chinese pangolin) is the source of this 2882-nucleotide messenger RNA. RefSeq names its product multiciliate differentiation and DNA synthesis associated cell cycle protein (gene MCIDAS). The record is from RefSeq and is a predicted model, not a curated record. Gene Ontology annotation, cellular component: nucleus. The transcript is spliced from 7 exons. The coding region runs from base 795 to 1946 and encodes 383 amino acids. Gene Ontology annotation, biological process: negative regulation of cell cycle; negative regulation of DNA replication. NCBI's taxonomy places the organism in Eukaryota, Metazoa, Chordata, Mammalia, Pholidota, Manidae.
UUGAAGACUGUAUUCAGGCGCUGCUGCCGGGGAAAGUGCCAGGUGUAGGGGCUCUAGGUAGUCAUCUGGCCGAGAGAGACCAAGGGGAAGUCGGCGAGUCAGGACCAAGAGCGUUGCCCAUCCUUGGAGGAAGGGGCUUCUGUAAUCUGGGGGCUGUCCUGGGGAGUUCCUGCUGGAAUUCUACUUCCCCACCGAACCCUACCGGCGGGGCAAAUGCCGGAGUCUGGCUUUGGCGAGUGUCGCACCGCGUUAAUUUCGUGCUUUGUAGCUGGGAUGGAAAGAAAAUGAAGAAUCGUUAACUCUUCCAUCCGCUCUGUCCUUAAGCGGGAAGGCGGUAAGGGUACCUAGAGUUAGGGACCAGUGGGGCUCUUCUGCACUACCUUUGCUCGCCUCUUCUGGCUCGGCCGGGAGGCGGAGGCGCCAACAUUCGCUAAAAGGGCGCUCGCGGGCCCGGGGCCCGCGCUCGCUGCUCCCGGGGGAAGCUGCGUUGCCAGGUUGGGUUUAACGCCUCCGCCCGCGGGCAGAUUGUCCGGGGCCGAAGGCGCCACCUCUGGCGCUGAGGCGCGAGCCGCCCCUCCCGCGCGGCGUUCCUCCCUCCCCGCUCCGCCCUCCCUCCGCACCUUCACAGCCGGCCCUGGGCUCCACUCCGGCCACGCGCCUUCCCCAACCUCCGGCCAGCUUCCGAGCGUGCAGGCGCCGGGUGGAGCGCAGGUUGUGGGUCGUCAUCCCAGCCCUGGCCACUGUCUCCGAACAGUCGGCGCGGGGCUCUCGAGCCGAAGCGAGCCGAAGGCAGGAUGCAGGCUUGCGGGGGCGCCGCGGCGGGACGCCGGGCCUUUGACAGCAUCUGUCCGAACAGGAUGCUGGAAUUGCGCGGUCGGCCCUUCGGCAAGCCGGGAAAGCUGGACAGGAAGUUUGCCCCUCCGCGGAAGCUUUUUCCCGGUUGCAGUGGUGGCAGCCCCGUGUCUGUGUACGAGGAUCCCCCAGACGUGGAGCCCGCUGCAUUGCCAGCCCUCACCACCAUAGACCUGCAGGACCUCGCCGACUGCUCCUCUCUACUCGGGUCCGACGCGCCUCCUGGUGGUGACUCGGCCACCUCGCAGAGCCAUUCCUUGCCAGCGGCAGCGGAUUUUGAUCUGCAGGAUUUCAGAGACACGGUGGAUGAUCUCAUUGCAGACUCUUCUUUGCUGUCGCCUCCCCUGGCCGACGGAGACUUCCCUUUCUCUCCUUGCGACGUACUGCCGCUGGGGCCCUGUUUCUCCCCGCCACUGGACCCGAGGGCUCUUCAGUCACAGCCGCUGCGUCCUCAAGCCGUGGCCCCACCGGAGCAGUACUGGAAGGAGGUGGCGGACCAGAACCAGAGGGCGUUGGGGGACGCACUCGUUGAGAAUAACCAACUGCACGUGACGCUGACCCAAAAGCAGGAAGAGAUCGCCUCGCUCAAGGAGCGAAACGUUCAACUGAAGGAACUCGCCAGCCGCACUCGGCACUUGGCGUCUGUGCUGGAUAAGCUGAUGAUCACGCAGUCUCGAGAUUCCGGGGCGGCAGCCGAGCCUUUCCUGCUCAAGGCGACCGCCAAAAGGAGCCUGGAGGAGUUGUUUAGUGCUGCGGGACAGGACUGCGCGGAAGUGGACGCCAUCCUGACGGAGAUUUCCGAGCGCUGCGACGAAGCGCUGCAGAGCCGCGAUCCUAAGCGGCUCCGGCUGCAGCCAGAACCCGCAAGCUCGGACGGCAGGCCUGGGAACCUGCAUGGCGUCUUCCGGGGGCUGCGCACAGAUUGCAGCCGGAGAACGCUGAACCUGAGCCACAGUGAGCUGGAGGAGGGAGGCUCCUUCAGCACCCCCAUCCGCAGCCACAGCACCAUCCGCACCCUCGCUUUCCCCCAGGGCAAUGCCUUCACCAUUCGAACAGCCAACGGAGGUUACAAAUUCCGCUGGGUCCCCAGUUAAGCUGGGAUAUGAUUCCGCCAAACACUGCCCUGUAUCAUGACUGAAGCUCCUGGAGGCUAAACUGGAGUAGCUGAAGCUGUUUCCUAAACCUGGCUACUUAGCACUCCCCCUGCAGGGCUAAUGGCACUCUGAAACUUACUUGUUUCAGGAACAAAAACGUCUCGAUACUUGAUGCACUGUAAAGUUCUGGUACAAAGUACUGUAUAGCCCCUCCCAUUUUCAAAGCGAAACUGUGUGAGUGUAUGUAUGUAUAUGUAGGCGUAAACACACAUAUAUAUAUCACAGUCAACUUUAAACGUAUUUAUUUUUAGCAGCUUUGAAUUAUGUACUUUUAGAGCUGGAAAGGACUUCACAGACCACUAAGCUAUUUUCUGAUCAUAUAAUGCCCUAGUUUUAUAAGACGGAAAGGAGUCUCUAAGUUCAGUAAUUUUCUACAAUAAAAGCAUUAUUGGGACCUUCCAAUCUCCCUCACUAGUCAUUUAAGCAUUGUAGGCCCAGAAGCCAGUGACUGUUUCCAUACAUCACUCAAUCCCCUUCCUCCAACCCCCCACUUCCUGGAAGAACACUUAAUUUUGUUACUAUUGAAAAAAAUUUAUUUUAGCUGUCAGAAUAAAAAAAGAGAGGUAGCCUAAAGACUUGCCUUAGGCAGUAAAGUAGAGGAAAAUGAGGAUUCUCAGAGGCAAUGAGUUACUGACAAAAUAGGUGCUGAACACAUUUGUAAAUGAUCAUUUAUAUAAUUUUGAAGGAUUUAUGGUAAAUGUUUAUAUUAAUUAUAGGUACAGUUUUACUUGUUUAAGCAGAAUAACCACACAAAAAGCAAACUUUGUUAAGAAAUGUAAGUUGUUUUAAGAAAAUAUCCCACAUGAAAAAGUGUUCACAUAUAGAUAUAUGUAGAUCUAUCUAAAUAUAUAUAUGUGUGUGUGUGUAUAUAUAUAU